CCGUCUGCUGAUAAAACGAUUUCAAAACAAGGACUAUAUGAAAUGGGUCUUGAAAGACCAAGUUGAAGGCCCGAAGGCCCAUUAACAAAGAUGAAAGUAUCCUGAUUCCUGCACGGCUGCACUUUACUCUCAUCUCCUCCCUCUUUUCCUCCAAAAAAUCUAGAAAAAAUGGCAGCUAAAACCCUACUCCGUUCAGGAAAUUCCAUCGUAACUCGCUUCCUCAGCACGGGUUCAACUCAGUUUUCAUCAAAUUUAACUCACCAAAUCCAAUCGAAGUUAUUGAUUACUCCUUCACUAUCAAAUCUUCGAUCUCUUCUAUUUUCUCCUCAAAACGAUACCGUUUCGUCCAACAUCACCUCCUCGCAUGGCUUUACAUUUCCUUUCCUUGAUGGAAAAGAUAAAAUGGUACAAGAUAAAAGAUUGGAGAUUGCAAAUAUUGUUAACCCUUGUGGUCAGCCUUCCCUUGAAUUCUUCCUUCCUGAUGCUGAUGAUUCUUCUGGUGAUCCAAUGAUCUUAUUUCCCAAAAGAACUUUCCAGCCAAGCACCCUCCGGCGUAAGAGGAAUCACGGUUUCUUUGCACGAAAGGCUACAAAAGGUGGGCGAAGAGUGAUUGCCCGAAGAAUAGCAAAGGGACGACACAGAGUCACAGCUUAGAGCUUUUGUCAAUCGUAUGUAGUUCCGCUAAAACGUUGCAACACUUGGGUUCGUAAGAGAAAACCUUGAUCUGGUGUGUCGGAUUGGCUUUGUUUUGUUGGGAUACAAGUAUAUGAUGCUAGUAGAGUAUCACAUAAAAUAGUGCGUUGAUGAUUCGUAUUCAUCUUUGUUUAAUUUACAUUCUCGAUAAAAUUAAUGGAAAAAUAAUUACAUAAA
Molecule: messenger RNA, 870 nt
Organism: Amaranthus tricolor (Joseph's coat)
Lineage: Eukaryota; Viridiplantae; Streptophyta; Magnoliopsida; Caryophyllales; Amaranthaceae
Exons: 4
Coding region: 169-654 (161 amino acids)
Biological process (GO): translation
Cellular component (GO): mitochondrial large ribosomal subunit; ribosome
Molecular function (GO): structural constituent of ribosome
Source: RefSeq, a predicted model, not a curated record